AAUUCUGGCGCAGUUCGCCAACAGAGAGAGAAAGAAAUGGAUAGAUAGGAGUGUACGCGCACCACGGGAUCUUUUCCUACCUUUUUCUAGCUUCCCAAAGCUGGUAACACACGGCUGGUACUACAUCGUGCAGGAGUGUGCGGCGCCGGCAAGUGUUCGACAUCGUGGUAGUGCAAGAGGCCCCGAAGGCGGUUUGAAGGAGGGUCUAGUCAAGCAUAAGUGCUAACUCAAGAAUCUGUGAUUUUUCCAUUACACUUCCCCCACGCUGAUUGUGAUAUAUUAUUCUUCGCUCAUUGAUACCCCCAACAAACCGUCAAGAUGGUGCAAGGAGACGUGACAAGUGUGUUAAUGGACACCACCAACUUGGAGCAGGUGCGCGAGGAAGCCAAGGAAAGGCGUAAGAGGAGGAAGAAGAAGCGUUCAGGGUCCACUCUAGUUGCCAGUGUUUUCAGUGAUCUGUACAAACUUACCGGUGAGGUGUUGGGGCAGGGUGCAUAUGCUUCAGUGCAGACUUGUGUCAACAUCUAUACAGACAUAGAGUAUGCAGUAAAGAUCAUAGAAAAGGUACCAUCACACAGCCGAACGCGAGUCUUCAAGGAGGUUGAGAUGUUCCACCACUGCCAGGGACACAAGAACAUCAUUCAGUUGGUGGAGUUCUUCGAGGAAGAUGACAAAUUCUACUUAGUGUUUGAGAAGAUCUAUGGUGGGCCUCUGCUGUCCCACAUCCAGCGCAGGACCCACUUCACCGAAGCAGAGGCAUCCAUGGUGAUCCGGGACCUUGCCUCUGCCUUGGCCUUCCUCCACAGCAAGGGCAUUGCUCACCGGGAUCUCAAGCCGGAAAACAUUCUCUGCGUUUACCCUGACCAGCUUUGCCCCGUGAAGAUCUGUGAUUUUGAUCUUGGUUCCGGGAUUAAGUUCAACUCCAAUCUGAGCUCACCAUUGGCAACUCCACAGCUGCUGACACCAGUGGGCUCUGCUGAGUUCAUGGCUCCGGAGGUUGUGGAGGGCUUUAUUAAUGAUGAUGCUGGACCAUAUGACAAGCGGUGCGAUCUGUGGUCCCUUGGCGUGGUGACCUAUAUUCUCCUUUGUGGCUAUCCUCCCUUCUGUGGCAACUGUGGGGAAGAUUGUGGCUGGGAGAGAGGGGAAGCCUGCCCUCAGUGUCAGGAUCUCCUCUUUACAAACAUUCAGGAUGGCAGCUAUGAAUUCCCCAAACCUGAGUGGUCCUUAAUCAGUGAGGAAGCAAAGGACCUGAUUAAAAGGCUGCUGGUGAAGGACGCCUCCCAGAGACUGUCUGCAGAGAUGGUCCUGGCUCAUCCCUGGAUCAGGAAUGGAGGCCCCACCACCUGCCUGGAGACUCCUAACAUUAUCAGAAAGAACCACAGUGCACACCAGCUGUCCUUGUUUGCCGAGUCCUGCAUGGCACUCAACAGGGUACUGCUGCAGCACUUCAGCAUGAACCAAGAUGAGGAGUGCGAGAACAUGCACGGGGACGAGCCGCCCUUUGGCCUGUCACCGCCAUCAGAGUCACGGCUCGCUCAGCGGCGCCUGCGUUCUCUCAGCCUCAACACGGAGCACCUCCUCACUGCCACCGGUUAGCUGGCCUUCCCGCCAGUCACUCAGGGUCAGGUGCCGAGUCUCAGCACUAGCUGUGCACGGCACCAUUUGUUUUUCAUUCUUGAUUAGGCUUAGAGUGCCCUGUGCUGGUCUGUCGGCAAGAAUCUUUGUGCAACACAAAGAGUCUGGCUGUCAGGGAGGCUGGGAACUGUCAUACUAAGCCUCAGGUUUUUCUAUCUUGUAAUAUUACAAUAAUAACAUUUAAUGGAGGUUUAGCCAGCUCAUUAAUGAUCAAAUAUAAGAAAAAAUAAAAAAAGAUUUGUCUUAAGUUUAUAUGUGUAGGCACAAAAUUUGAAAUAUAUUUUCAUAUGAUAUGCUUUAUUGAUUGAGUUCAGGACAUUAAGAUCAGUUCUUGAGAUUUGCGUGCCAAUAAUGAAAACAGUGUGGGCUACAACCAACAAAUUAAGUACAAAGAUUAUUAAGAAAAUCCUCUGAAUCUGUCCUGACUGAUACUAUAAAUUAGGUUUAUGAAAUGUACGGUGGUGUGGCUUGCUCCCCCCAGAGGGUGGUGUGUGUGGAUCGCUAGGAGUGGGCAUUGUGAUAACUCUUAUUAGUGUGUAAGUUCAAAAAAGGACCCAAUUGUAAUAUUGCUUGGAAUAAUGUUUCUCUUUGUGUGUGGUGCUUAGUAACUUAAGUUGAUAGUUGUAAACCCAGUAAGUGCCUACGCUUUCACGUGUCAUCAUAUGACAUUUGAGUCCCAAAUUUGUUAGGUGUUUUCAAAAGAGCAUUGAUUUCAGGUGAAUGAAAAUUAGGUCCAGACAAGCCAGAGGGUUAAUUCAGGGCAGUUCAGCUUCAAUCAUUUACAUUGUAUUAUUAUCUAAAGUGGCUUCAGCAUCAAGCUUGUUGGUUCUAGUCGCAUUAAUGAAUGCACGGAACGCUCUAGCAUAAGUUGGCUAGAGCGCUGUAUCAUCCAGCAGACUGGUGGGAGUGAUGAGUGAUCACACAGCAACAGGUCAGCCGGCUAUUAUUCUCGGUGCCAGUUAGAGCUGCUAUUGACCUUGUGUUAGGAGCAGCUUGGCAACCUGCUGCCACUCACUCCAUUGUAGGGAAGGAAUUGUUCCCGAGCCAAGCCCUCUGGUGUCGCCUAGUGUCAGGGAGCUUGUGCUGGACCCCCCUGUGGGCCGGACAGGCAUGGCACCCAUGUGAGGCUGCCCUUCAAAGUGAUGUGUGUACCUGGAGUGCCAUGGCUUGUGUGCACGCUGCCCCAUCCCGCACGAUCCACACACACUGGUCCCGUAGAAUUACGUUUUUGUUACUGUUUUCUAUCUUUUUAUACAUUGGAAUAGGAGAUAAAAAGUAAGAGUUGAUUACUUUAUAAAUUUGCCAAAAAGAAAGGGUUCAGUUUCCUGCGGGGUCGGAGUGGACCCCUUCCGUUUUUUAUUUUUAUUUUUUUAUUAUUAUUUUUUAUUUAUUUUUUUUUAUUUGUCAUCUACCUAGUACCUUACCUUGUAUUUGAAAAGGUAUUCAUAGAUUACCUUUCAAUUUGUAAGGUAAAGACUAGUUUUGAAGACAUUUUGGGGCAUCUUUAGGUCAGCUAGGUUUGUCCAGGCCAGCCAAGGCGCUCACCCCAGACAGGCUGAGAUGUAACAGACUAGUCUUGUAGAGAUGUCUUUGGAGGCUGAUGUAGUCUGUUGUCUAGAGCUGCCAUGGCACUCUUGUACUCAAAGCUUUGUAACUUGGUAUAGCAGUGUCUGGGCAAGUGUGGCCAUGGGACCUGUGCCAUUCCCAUGCUGGCCUAAAGCCUUCCCCCCUAACAUUCCUCAUCCCACAUUUUUGUCACCCGCUGCGCGGUCGGUCCACAACACUGUUCCAUGUUUCCCUCGUGCUCCUCUUGUCUUGUAUCAUUGAUCUCAUUAUUUGCAACCUGUUAUCAAGGUUGCAUCAAUUCAUCACCCUCCCCUAUACUUGUUCAUAAUUUAUUUUUUCAUAAACAAACCCAGUGUUUCCUUUCAUCCACCCAUCAUAGAGACCUAAUUUUCAAACAACACAAUAGCGUUAACCACAUUUGUGGUGAGCGUUGUUAGAAAUAAUGUUGCCGAUGUUCAAUAAGUGGUGUAGUGAUUUCUAGUGGUUUGAAGAAAGUGUUAAGCAUCGUGUGUUGUUUGUUAAUUACGGAGUGGGAGUUGAGUUUUCAUGCGAUAGUAGCUCAAGGACCGACCACGCUGCUUCAUCCGUCAUCCUUGUCUUCCCGUUGUACAGCCACCAAGGCAGUACGUGAGGAGAGAACAACACCUUUACAUACAAGCGGCCCCCUUCUCGCCCUUGGUGCAAAGAGACGAGCUGAGCCGACCCUCAUCCAGGGCGAUGCUAGGAGUUCUCACUGUUCAAAACAGCCCGCAUUAGCUAGUCUCAUCACAAAGAUCUUGCAAUAGCAAAUGAAAAGAUGUAUGAAGAUUAUCAAAACUUAUGUGAAUUGAGAAUUUAUAUUGUAUAAUUAUAAAAGAAUAGGGAGGCCAAUGUGUAAUUAUACAACGUCUGGUGUACCUGCAUUGAAGUUCUGAUGGUACGAUUGGCGAUUUGUUUUGGUAAAAGGAAUUGUACUGUGAAAAAGAAAGUCAACUUGUAUCUUGUACUGUGCCCUGUGCUCACUCAACAACAACAAUAAAAAGAGCAGCAGCAGCAGGGAAGAAGUGCAAAUAAAAAGUUAUCUUUUUAAA
Messenger RNA from Portunus trituberculatus (swimming crab), 4271 nucleotides. RefSeq names its product MAP kinase-interacting serine/threonine-protein kinase 1-like (gene Lk6). The transcript has 5 exons. Gene Ontology annotation, cellular component: cytoplasm; nucleus. Lineage: Eukaryota; Metazoa; Arthropoda; Malacostraca; Decapoda; Portunidae. Gene Ontology annotation, biological process: intracellular signal transduction; protein autophosphorylation; peptidyl-serine phosphorylation. The record is from RefSeq and is a predicted model, not a curated record. Gene Ontology annotation, molecular function: calcium-dependent protein serine/threonine kinase activity; calmodulin binding; calcium/calmodulin-dependent protein kinase activity. The coding region runs from base 319 to 1596 and encodes 425 amino acids.